AUGUCGUCGAGCGCAGGUCACAGUCUCCCUCACCGGGCUGUGUCCAGCAUACGUGCCGGCGACCGCACAUCAACUCAGGCACUUCCAGCUACGCCUCAUACCCCUCCACGAGCUUCCGUUGUUCCCUCCGCCUUCGGGUCCCCCUCUACCUUGCGCGCCGACGAUGAAGUUUUAGUUGUUGAGUUGGGAUCACGAAAAUUACGUAUUGGCUUUGGGGGUGAUGCCGCCCCCAAGAAGAUUGCGUCGUUUGGCCCAGAGCAGCAGAGGCGUGCCGGAGACUUUAGGGCUUGGGAAGCUGGUUAUCAUGACGACUGGCGUCAUAGGGCUGCCGGAAAGCCUUGGGGAUCAGAUUACGAGUUAUGGCAGUUGGAUUUAAGAGGGAAAGAUCUGGGUCUUGUCGGGGAUAAGCUCGAACGUGAGCUUAGGGAGGCUUUCACCAAAUUUCUACUUAUUGAUUCCCGCCCAAGGAGAAUAAGUCUUGUUUUACCACCCACGCUGCCCAUACCAUUAAUAUCUUCAGUUUUCGAUACCAUCUUUACUCGCUUCCAGAUCCCAUCCAUAUCCCUUCUUUCGUCGCCUGUCAUGUCCGCCAUGGCAGCAGGUACUAGAUCAGCUCUGGUCAUCAACCUUGGCUGGCAUGAGACGACUGUCACUUCUGUUUACGAGUUUAGAGAGGUGUAUACUUGGAGGACUAUCAGAGCCGGCAAGCUCUUGGUGGAGGAAACGUACCAGUUUCUAACCAAUAUUAUUCAAGGACGACCAGCCACUGCGCGCGCCGAGCGUACAGAGUAUAAAUUGGAGGACAACGUUGUAAGCUUCGAGGAAUGCGAGGAAUUCGCAACCCGCAUGCUAUGGUGUAAAAGGGCCGUAAAUCAGUUAUCACAGGAUACCACCGAGGGUCUCCCAACCCUUCACGAGCAGGACGAGUCCGAAACAGUAGCGCCAGCAGACGACCGCGUGCCUGUCGCAGUGGAACUCAACUCUUGUAAGCCUCCAAAGACGGUGGAAAUUCCGUUUGCGGAGCUAGCCGAACCUUGCGAGACAGUCUUUUUCGAACCUAACCUUUCAACUUCUUGCUUUGAUGACCAUGAGCUUCCCGUGGCUCUAUUAGCUUACCGGGCUCUAUUGCAGCUGCCAUUGGAUGUCCGUGCAGUGUGCAUGGCGCGCAUUAUAUUCACGGGUGGCUGUUCCAACAUUAUCGGACUUAAGGGACGCAUUUUUGACGAGGUAUCGCUCUUGGCCAAGGAGAGAGGGUGGGAUCCGGUUAGAGGAAAGGCAUAUGACCAAUAUAAAGCAAACCCAAAUCUACGUCGGAGCAGUAGUCGACAAUCUGGUGAAGGUCCUACUCCCACGGUAGUUCUAACCGAAAGUGGUAGUGGUACAGAAGAAGCAGAGACAACACGACCUAUUAAUCCAGCAUAUGCACCCCCUGAUAUCGAUCAUGUAGAGGAUGCUAUAAAAAAGGAGAGAAACUAUAAGCCGGCUGUACAAGGCACGCUUCGGGUAAUAGACUCCCUAGGUGCUUGGUGCGGAGCAAGCUUAGCAGCUCAGCUCAAGGUGCCGGCUUUGGCCACAGUCGAGCGCGAAUAUUGGCUUCAACAAGGUGUUAAUGGUGCAUGUCGACCUAACGAAGUAGAUGUUAAGGCGCAACAGAGGCAGAGCAUGGGAGCUGGGGGAUUGGUUAGAGGCCAAGCCUCACAGGCUACCGGCGGUUGGACUCUGGGAAUAUGGGGAGCUAUUUAA
This is a messenger RNA of Daldinia childiae, 1743 nucleotides long. RefSeq lists its product as uncharacterized. Gene Ontology annotation, biological process: microtubule-based movement. NCBI's taxonomy places the organism in Eukaryota, Fungi, Ascomycota, Sordariomycetes, Xylariales, Hypoxylaceae. The transcript is spliced from 2 exons. The record is from RefSeq and is a predicted model, not a curated record. The coding region runs from base 1 to 1743 and encodes 580 amino acids.